Molecule: messenger RNA, 1348 nt
Organism: Rhagoletis pomonella (apple maggot)
Lineage: Eukaryota; Metazoa; Arthropoda; Insecta; Diptera; Tephritidae
Product: nuclear protein 1
Exons: 1
Coding region: 277-483 (68 amino acids)
Biological process (GO): regulation of transcription by RNA polymerase II; negative regulation of cell cycle; negative regulation of cell population proliferation
Cellular component (GO): nucleus
Source: RefSeq, a predicted model, not a curated record
AUAUAAAGGGAAAUGCGCAGCAAAAAUCCAGUUUAAUUGAAUAACACAAUUUGCGAAGCAAAGACGUACUUAUACGCGCUAUAAAGGCGAGUUGCAUAUCUGUAAAAGCUAAAAAUAUCUCUACAAAAACUUUUCUUACAAAAAGUAUUACACACCACCGAAUAAACGGAGUUUUUACAAAGAAGCAGUCAAAACUAAAGGAAGUUAACAACUAAAAUCCAUCAAGAUCUCAUUUGUAAUUUUGUGAGCUGCUUUAAUCUUUACUUCGAAAAAAAAAUGUCUGAGGCUUACUUUGAUGAAUACGAGCACUACAACUUCGACCACGAUAAGCAUAUCUUUUCGGGACGCAGCGGCAAGCAACGUAGCAAGAAGGAGGCCAGUGAGCACACCAACCACUUUGAUCCUAAUGGACAUUCACGCAAAUUAGUAACCAAAUUUAUGAAUACCAACAACAAUCGAAAAACGUGUGCCGCCAAAAACUGAGUGUUGGUCCAAAGUAAAGUAGUAGUGCAGCAGCAGCAGCAGCAGCAGCAGCAUAAGAAGCAGGAGUACAAAUGCGUUACGAUAAGUGAGCUGAAAAUUAAGAAAAAUUAUAAGAAUUAAAAAUUGAAUUGGUGACAAAGAACGGGAGUAGCAGGAGCAUUGAAUUGUACGUAUUGAUUGAGUGGAAAAGGUAAAGAAAAGCAGAUUUUUUUUGUUGGAUAACAGCGCAGCAGGAUAACGAGUUUUCGUCGAGUUUUUUUUGUUGAGCUGAGCGAAAGCAGAAAGUACACAGAGCAGCGCGGGGAGUAUUGACGGCGUGCAGCAGUAGUGACAGCAGCCAACAACUUGCAGAAACUGCCAUUUUUUGUGUGCAGCGUAUGCAGGUUGCACGGCUGUCGUCUACUGCACACCACAGCAUAUAUAAGAGCGGAAACAAAAAAAAAUAAAGAUGUAAUGCAAAUUGCCAAUAUUAAAUGUGAAAAAAAAAGUUUUAAAUACUAAUAACUAGUAGAUACUAUUAUUAGCUCUAGAAUAACUUUGUAACUUACUUAAGUAACUUGAUAGUGGAUACUGGAUAUUCCUUUUUUGCGAAUUUUUUUUAUAAACAAUUAUAAAAUCAGUAAUUGUAUGAGCUCAUAAUUUGCGUAUGUACUUUCAGGUAUUCAAUGCGCUAAUGUCACUUUUUGAAUAUAAUUAUUAAUAUUUUUUUAAUAUUUUGUAUUACUCAUUUUCAUAUUCUUUUUAAUAUACAAAUGUAUGUACAUCAGUAGGAUUAAAACCUUUUGAGACUGUAACAAGUAUGAAGCUGCAGUUAAGUUAUAACAAAUUUAAUGAAUAUUUAAUAAAAUACAAAACAAAACUGAAA